Molecule: messenger RNA, 5191 nt
Organism: Sphaeramia orbicularis (orbiculate cardinalfish)
Lineage: Eukaryota; Metazoa; Chordata; Actinopteri; Kurtiformes; Apogonidae
Gene: nampt2
Product: nicotinamide phosphoribosyltransferase 2
Exons: 11
Coding region: 201-1682 (493 amino acids)
Biological process (GO): NAD+ biosynthetic process
Molecular function (GO): nicotinamide phosphoribosyltransferase activity
Source: RefSeq, a predicted model, not a curated record
ACAAAACGACCCGAGUGCGCGAGCAGCGUCGACCCGAUCCCCGGACCUGAACCGGGCUUGGACCUCUGUUCGACGGCCCAGACCUGCUCCCUGCCUCCGUCCCGUUAGCCCGGUUCGGCUCAACUCGGCUCCGGUUCGUCCAAUCUACGCUGGAGACGCUGGGCCGGAGGUGGUUUGACCGGUUUCAUUCAUCCUCAACAAUGGCAGCGCAGGAUUUUAAUUUUUUACUGGCGACGGACUCGUACAAGAUCACACACUACAAACAGUAUCCUCCCAAUGUCAGCAAAAUCUACUCCUACUUUGAGUGCCGGCGUAAAAAAGGCUCCCAGUUCAGUGAGGUGGUUUUCUUCGGACUCCAGUACCUGCUGAAGAAGUACCUGACCGGCCCAGUGAUCACAGAGGAAAAGAUUCAGGAAGCCAAGCUCUUCUACCAGAUGCAUUUCAAACAGGCUGUGUUCGAUGAAGAAGGAUGGAGGAAGGUCCUGGAGAAACACGACGGUCGCCUCCCAAUCCGGAUCAAGGCGGUUCCUGAGGGGAGGAUCAUCCCCCGAGGCAAUGUCCUGUUCACGGUGGAGAACACCGACCCCAGCUUCUACUGGCUCACAAACUACAUUGAGACCAUGCUGGUCCAGAUGUGGUACCCUAUCACCGUAGCAACCGUUUCCAGGGAAUUUAAGAAGAUUCUGGCCCGACACCUGAAGGCCACAUCUGGGAGUCUGGAAGGUCUGGACCUGAAGCUGCAUGACUUCGGCUACAGAGGAGUGUCUUCACAAGAGUCUGCAGCUUUAGGUGGAGCUGCUCAUCUGGUCAACUUCUGCAGUACAGACACGGUGGCUGGUCUGCUCAUGGCUCAACGGUACUACAGCUGUCCCAUGGCCGGGUUUUCCAUCCCAGCAGCAGAACACAGUACCAUCAUCUCGUGGGGUCGGACCCGAGAGAAGGAGGCCUUUGAGCGGGUUCUGGACCAGUUCUCCUCUGGUCCAGUGUCGGUCGUCAGUGACAGCUAUGACAUCUUUAAUGCCUGUAAACACAUCUGGGGUGACAAGCUGAAGGAGCGUGUGAUGGAGCGAAGCCAGGAUUCGUGUUUGGUGAUCCGGCCCGACUCUGGAGAUCCAGCGGAGACGCUCAUAGAGGUGAUUAAGAUCCUGGAGGAGUGUUUUGGCUGCUCUCUGAACGCCAUGGGAUUCAAAGUUCUGCCUUCGUACCUGCGAAUUAUCCAAGGAGACGGGAUUGACCUGACAUCCGUAGACCAGAUCCUUCAGAAACUGAGCGAUGAAGGCUGGAGCGCUGAAAACAUCUUCUUUGGCUGCGGCAGCGCUUUGCUUCAGAAACUCAACAGAGACACGUUGAGCUGUGCCUUUAAAUGCAGCUACGUAGAAACAAACGGCAAAGGGAUGGAUGUGUACAAGCAGCCAGUGACCGACCCAUCCAAGGGCUCGAAGAGGGGUCGGUUGUCUCUGAGACGAAACUCCGACGGCUUCAUCGAGACGGUGGAGAGAGGAGCAGGAAAGCCUGAGGAGGAUCUGCUGGUCACUGUGUUUGAGAACGGCAGCCUGAUGCACGAGUAUUCUCUGGAGGAGAUCCGGAAGAACGCCCGGCUGAGGGAUGACGAGAUGGACCACACCCCCCACAACCAGGAGGCGGAGCUGCUGCACAACCACAUCAUCAAUGGGCUGCAUUAAAGCCCCACCCAGGAGACUGUACAGACUGACCCGUAAACAUGGAUGAAACAGGAGGCGUCUGUUUCAUCCGACCUGGAGCUCCGGGUCAUGUGACCAGCCAAGGGCUCUACAUCCUUCAGGCCAAAAAACACCAACGCUUCCAGAUAUUCCGAGCUUCCGUGACACAGUUUUCCCUGUCCUUACCUCAGCAGAAAACAAAACCAUUCACUGCAGGUUAUUUUAACGUCCGUCAGACCUAAAUCAGACUGAAGAUGCACAUCAGAUUAAAAUGAGCACAGUCUACAGGGUGUCCCAUAAGCCUCCAUACAUAGGAAAAAUAAACGUUUCUUGACAUAAACCAUUUUUAUUUAUAUAAUACGCUCUAUAUGACUGCCAUUUUGUCAGGAACACAUUUCAAUGCAUGUCUGCUGAAGAACUAUAAAGAAGAAAUAUAAAGAAAUACAUGUUAGAACCAUAUAUGUAUGGAAUGUAUUAUGUCUCCUAUGUAUAGAGACUUAUGGGACACCCUGUAGAACAAACAGAUCUAUACAUGGCAGUGCUGUGUUUUUGUCUAUGCAUCAUCAGAGUCUGGAUCAGGGAUGCACACGUGUCAGGGUUUCACAGGCUCAAGAUGGAGGCGGAGUUAAACAUACCAUGUAGCCAAGCACACAUUGAUCCCAGUAACAGUGUGUGUUUGUUCCACAUAUGGUGAAUAAAACUUUAAGUGGGCGGAGCCUCCCUGACCUGAACAGGCUGUUUUACAUUUUGGCCGCCAUCUUGAUUUUUUAAGAUGCCCAUAUUUGGAUCAGAGGGUGGAGCUAGAAAUCCACUGAACUGAUGGUAACUUAGCAACAGCAGCACCAAUCAGCUGUGUCUGAUCAAAGUUAACAGACGUUCAACCAAUAGGAAUGACUGUAACAUGAGCUGAUCUGGCUUCAUUACAUCAGGUUAAAUGUAAUUAACAGAAUCGUCAUGGAGACAGUGUCCAUUAAAUUCCAUUUGAUCUAUUUAGCCUUUGAGAUAAAUAGAUAUGUUUAUUUGUCCUUCACAGGAAAUUUGUUUUCACAAUCCGUACAGCCAUAAAAAUACAGCGCAUCACUUACAAAAAAAACCCAUAUAACACAAACCCAAAAGCAGCAAAUCCACACCAUAUACCUGCCCAAAACAGCAAAGACAACAAUAAUUAAGAACUUCACAUAGUCACAUCAUUUUCAUUCAACCUCAUUGUUUGAGGAAUGUUUUUCCAGUUUUUGACCCAUUCACGGGGUUUUUCUCCACAUUUUCAGAGGAUUAGGUUUUGUCCAGGUUCUACAGUUUUACCUUCAAAAGGAGUUUUUUCAAUAGUGAAACAUAAUUUCACAUCAUUUUCAAUUAUUUUGUGUAUCACCAGACCUUUGGUACACACAUCUUAGAAAAGGUCAAGCAAAACAAAGACUAAAAUAAAACCUGUUAAAGACAUUAAACAUCACAUGGUUUAUUCUCCAUCUGAUUUAGUUCUGGUUGGAGUCAGAUUUAGUCCAGACAUUAAAUAUGAUCAGUAUGACGUUGUUUUGAACUUUUCAGUCUAAUUUUUUGGAGUUUUUACCUCAUGCGUGAACCAUGUGACAACCAUGUGAGGGUUAGGGUUAGUUCCACCUGUCAAUCACAGCAGCCACGCCCUUAAAUAUGCCACAUUUUAGCCUCAAUUUAAUUAUUAACUGAAUAAUUCAAUUAUUACGUCUGAGUUAGACACAUCAUCCAUACAGACCAAAGUAUUCUCUGUUCCAGGCUGUAAACAUGUUUUUUUUUUUCUUCCUUUGGUGCCUGUAGUGGCCAUUAGAAGAACUGCCGGUUUAAACAGAUGCAGGUUGGAGGUAAACACUGAGGUGAAGGUUUCAGAUGUCAGUGAUGGUUUAAAGUUUAAAAAGUUAGAACUGAAGACAUAGGUUUUCACUGAUGAAUCACAGACGUCAUCAGUGUCUCAACCACUGAAAGCACAUAAAAGAAAAGAAAAAAAGAAAAAAAAAGUUAUUAAAAUAAAAUUAGAUUAAAUUAAAUUAGAUUAAAUCAAGUACAAUAAAAUGCAAAAUCUAUAAAAGGUACAUUUUAUAUCCUGCAUCUUUAUUCACAUUGAAAACUCAGGAUGUUUGUUAAAGUCGGUGAAAAUGUGAAAACUUUUUGUUUUAGUUUUGAAAACCAGCCUUUGACUGAAGUAACUGUUGCUUUAUUGGACGUGAGGUGAGUUUCUCUUUAUCCUUGUACUAAAAUAAUCCAUAAAUAUCCAUUUUAAGGCUGAUAGUCACAUUAUUUUCUGGACCUUUUUUCUCCUGAUGGGUUUGCAUCCCUGUUCCGACUCCACUUUAUCAUCAUUUAUCACAGUUUCAUGCAUCAGUUAAACCAAAGCUGAUAUUUUUUUAGAAUAAAUACAGCAAAUAUUUGUCUGAAAAUAACACAUGCAGUUUAUGUCAGAGAAUCAAAUUCAGGAAAACACUGAAAACACUAAAACUGCCAAGUAACACAUGUCAUUUAUGGACUGUAGUGAAAUAAUCAGCUGUAAAACGUCUUUUCACUUUGUCUUUAUUUAUUUUCUGAAAAAUGUGUUUAAUCCAAAUGAAUUGUUUUCAACUAAACUUGAGCUGAAUUAACAGAUAAUCAGCAAAAUGCAAUGUUUUUAACAGAUGCGAUGAUGUAAAAUACUUGAACCCAUUAACAGCUGAAGCAGAGUGAAGUGUUUUAAUAAUGGAUUUGAUGAAUGCCAUAUUGGUUGUACCGGCAGAUGCUGACAAUUUUAGUGAUGAACUAAUGAUCGUCUGAUGUUUAAUGAUUCAGUGAGUUUAACGACAGAAAACAUAGAAAAAAUAAGCUUUUAAUAUUUUAGAUGCUGAAAAUGGAUUUUAUUCAAACUUACAGUGUUUGGAUGUAGACGUGGAUAGUUUGGAGAUUUGUUGACUUUCUGGAUUUUAUUACUUAUUUAAUUUUUUUAUUUUACGUUUUGUCGCAUCUGAUUUAUUCUGUUUCAUUUUAAGCUAAGUAACAAAACUGUAAAGAUGCCGUCCCAUCAGAAAAGAAUUGGAUUGUUUUGCGAAUUUUCCGGUUAAAGUUACUCAAAUCAUUAAGUAAAGUCACAGAUUAUACUCCUGAUUUGUUUCCUUAUAGCUACAGGAUGUGUUACCAUGGAUAUGAACCAGUCGGCGACAGCCUGACAGUUGGCAUUCAGGGUGAAUUCACCAGAAAAAUGACAUUAAAUCUUUUUUGUUUUGUUGUUUUUUUAUGUAUAUUCAUUGUAUUUUCUGAUCAAUGUUGCCUUUCGCUGCAGAAACACAGGGGCCUCAUUUUGUUUUGUUUUCGUUCUGAUUGGUCGACACUGAACGUCCCAUGGUUGACCUCAAACGCCUGGUGACCCCAGCGCCGACCGUGACCACAGUCUAUUAUGUCGAAUUAGUCUGUUUUGUACAUUUGGAGAUGAUUUGAUCCUUGAAAUGUUCUGUAUCUUCUGAUUGUUUUGUGUGUUUUAAAAUCUUUUGUAAACCUGAAAAAAUAAACCAAACUCU